CAUCUCUCCCCAUCUCUCCCAUCUCUCCCAUCUCUCUCCCAUCUCUCUCCAUCUCUCCCGCCUCUCCCGCCUCUCCGGUCUCCCCUCCCUCUCGCCGCCGCUCCCGGGCGCACGCACCCCUGGCUUCAGCAUGGACGUGAUGGACGGCUGCCCCUUCUCGCCCUCCGAGUACUUCUACGACGGCGCCUGCAUCCCGUCCCCCGAGGGCGACUUCGGAGACGAGCUGGAGGCCAGGGGGGCCGCCUUCGGGGCGCGCAGAGCGGCGCUGCCGGGCCCCGACGAGGACGAGCACGUGCGAGCCCCCACGGGCCACCACCAGGCGGGCCACUGCCUCCUGUGGGCCUGCAAGGCGUGCAAGAGGAAGUCCACGACCACGGACCGGCGGAAGGCGGCCACCAUGCGCGAGAGGAGACGCCUGAAGAAGGUCAACCAGGCCUUCGAGACGCUCAAGAGGUGCACCACGACCAACCCCAACCAGCGGCUGCCCAAGGUGGAGAUCCUCCGGAACGCCAUCCGCUACAUCGAGAGCCUGCAGGAGCUGCUGCGCGAGCAGGUGCAGACCUACUUGGGCCUGGCGGCGCCCAGCUGCUCCGAGCCCACCAGCCCCACGUCCAGCUGCUCCGACGGCCUGCCCGAAUGUAACAGCCCUGUCUGGUCCAGAAAGAGCAGCAGUUUUGACAGCAUCUACUGUCCUGAUGGGCCAAAUGUAUAUGCCACAGAUAAAAGCUCCUUAUCCAGCUUGGAUUGUUUAUCCAGCAUAGUGGAUCGAAUCACCAACUCCGAGCAACCUGGAUUGCCUCUCCAGGACCCGGCCUCCCUCUCCCCAGUUGCCAGCACGGAUUCCCAGCCUGCAACUCCGGGGGCCUCUGGUUCCAGGCUCAUCUAUCAUGUGCUAUGAACUGAAAGUCUAGUCUAGAUCAGUUCCAUGAGGAGGGCCUAUUACGCAGGAGGAAGGAAGCCCCGAAAGUCCAAGAGCAAGACAAGUUGUAUAUAAAGAUUUCCUUUGCGUUGUAAAUGUGUAAAUACCAUCUUGCCACUUUAUACGAAAGUGUAUUUAACUAAAAAGUCACCAUUGCAAUUAAUACUUUAUUCCUUUUCUCCUCCUCCUCCACCUCCUCCUUUAGCUCCUUCUUUGCUUUAGAUAUAUAGCUCCAAUAAUAUUCUUUCCGAUAGGGGGCAAUUCAUUGAAGAUAGCUUGUUGCAAUGCUUAACUUAUAUAUUUUUUAUAAAUAUUGCUAAUCAAAAUAUUAUGUCUGAUGUUAGAUCUUUAUUUUUUUUUCUUUAAAACAUUAGGACAGCUGGAAAUCAGUUACAGGAAACCUUAAAUAUAUUUAACUUUUGUUUUCCUAUUAACCUUUUGGUGAUAUUGUAUUAAGUAAGAACGUAACAAAAAAAAAAAAAAGUAAGAACGUAACAACACUGCCUAACGGUAUCUAUUUUGGUCUUUUCUGAUUCAUGUUUUUUUAAAAAGAACACCCCUAAUGGGAUUAGCAAUCACUGACACAAAACCUUAAGGUGGUCCUGAAAAUAACAAAAUAGCUGGCUUUGUGUAUACAUUUGAACGUUUACCAUCUCUCAGUCGCAGCUGAGGUCCUGUUGAUGUCCCAAAUGAAGAGAACAUUUCUAUUUUAAUCAGCUUUCACGGGAGCCUGCUAAAUACAAUUUUUCCCUUAUCUUAGCACCGUGCCAUCUAGUGUCAAAUUGUGAGGGCGUGGAGGAAAAGUAGAAGUUAUUCAGGACAAGACAACAUGUUUCAACGAAAAUAAAGUACAAUAUUACAUCAUUUUAAUACGGUACAUUAGGAAUCUUGAGUUAGAUAAUACGUACUUUAUCUACUUGCCUGAAAAUAUCUCGAUAUAUUAAUAUGUUAAUAUUGUCAAUAAAAUAUUUA
This is a messenger RNA of Canis lupus familiaris (dog), 1891 nucleotides long. It is a transcript of the gene MYF5, whose product is annotated as myogenic factor 5. Gene Ontology annotation, molecular function: RNA polymerase II cis-regulatory region sequence-specific DNA binding; DNA-binding transcription factor activity, RNA polymerase II-specific; protein dimerization activity. The coding region runs from base 131 to 898 and encodes 255 amino acids. The transcript is spliced from 3 exons. NCBI's taxonomy places the organism in Eukaryota, Metazoa, Chordata, Mammalia, Carnivora, Canidae. Gene Ontology annotation, biological process: muscle organ development; regulation of transcription by RNA polymerase II; positive regulation of myoblast differentiation. The record is from RefSeq and is a predicted model, not a curated record.